CCCAAAAGGACCUCAAAUUCCCGACAUCAGUGAAAGUUGACAUUCGUAUCAGCAAUUCAGAUCCUGCCUUUAGGAUGGUCCAUGAUGUCAGGAACCGGUCGCUUGCUCCUUGGGAUUACAGGCUCGAUGAGGACCCCAACCGCUUCCCCCAGGUGAUUGCGGAUGCCAAGUGCCGUCACUCCAGCUGCGUGAGCCCGCAGGGCCAGGAGGACCACAGCUUGAACUCCGUCCCCAUCCGCCAGGAGAUCCUCGUACUCCGGCGGGAGCAGCGGGGCUGCCUGCCCACCUACCGCCUGGAGAAGAAGGUCAUCACCGUGGGCUGCACCUGUGCCACCCCAGUUGUCCAGUACCAGGCCUAGGACCCACUAGCAGCGGAGGCAACAGUGGGACAAAGACAUGGUUCCUACGGACGUCCCUGUGGAGAACUCCUGCCAGUGCCCACCUUGCAUCCCAGCCACCGUCGCGGAUUCAGCGCAACAUUCCCAGUAUGAAUCUGAGCAAAUUACCUCAAAGCACUGAUUCUUGCUGUUAUUAACUUACAGGGUUUAGCAUGGCAAUGACCUGCAGCUGCUGAUGGAGGGAAGAGAGGAGGAUGGAGAGAAGACUGGGUUUUUUUUUUUUUGACUUCCUGCAGGGAGGGAGUAAAGACGUGCUUUUUUUCAUUGCAGCUUAUAUCAGUUUGGUGAAUCAAAUGAAUUACAGUAUUGAAAGUUCUUCUCUGCAGUUAGUUGCCCUAAAUAUACAUUUUAACCGGAACUGUAACAAGAAACCCCCACUCCUGCACGUUCUUGCUCUCUUCCUCAUCCUCUAACCCUGUUUCCUCCUCCAGCCAUCACUAGCGAACUUUUCUAGUGUAAAUCUGGCAAAAAGGCUGCCAGGCCUGAUUCUGACUGCACUCCAGUUUUAUGUCACUGAAGCUCCAUUGACUUCAGUGGGGCCAUUGCUGACUUAUUCUAAAGCAAUUUGAGAGGCAAUUGAGCCCGCUUGACUUGAAUGAUAAUAAAACAAAGAGUGUUUACAUAAAAAAAGCAAAGGAUGUUUAUAUUUCUAUUUAUCUCUUCUAUUUAUGACUGUAUUUAUGGCCUUGUAUGUGCUCAGAGUAUCCAGAAAAUGGUAAACUUUUAUCUGUAUUUAUUCAAUAACUUAUCUGCUGAAUAAAAUUUGUAUUUU
Messenger RNA from Dromaius novaehollandiae (emu), 1170 nucleotides. Its product is annotated as interleukin-17F-like. The transcript has 2 exons. Bases 75 to 359 code for a protein of 94 amino acids. The record is from RefSeq and is a predicted model, not a curated record. Gene Ontology annotation, molecular function: cytokine activity. Gene Ontology annotation, biological process: inflammatory response. Gene Ontology annotation, cellular component: extracellular region. Lineage: Eukaryota; Metazoa; Chordata; Aves; Casuariiformes; Dromaiidae.